Molecule: messenger RNA, 993 nt
Organism: Closterium sp. NIES-65
Lineage: Eukaryota; Viridiplantae; Streptophyta; Zygnematophyceae; Desmidiales; Closteriaceae
Source: the annotation of a GenBank genome assembly
AUGGCUACCCCUAGUGUCCUCGCUUUUGACGCUGAGGGUCGGGCCAUUGACUUUGACGUCUGGAUAGAUGACCAGCAGCUUUUCCUACAGUGCGAUAGGGCAGACGGUCUCUCCCUCUUUGACCUCACUUCUGGUGCCUCUCCUGCCCCUGCUGCUGAUGCUGAUGCCACUUACAAGAGUGCUCAGACCUUGUACGACGCUGUAGUUGCACGCUACUCCUCCCCUGCCACUGCUGCACUGAGCCGCCUCAUGCUACCGUACCUCUUCCCUGAUCUUGCUGCCUUUCCCACAGUCAUUGACCUCAUUACACACCUCCGCACUAGUGACACUCGCUACCGCGCUGCGCUUCCUGCUGAGUUCUGCGCCAAGAACCCCCCCCCCAUGUACAUCACCCUCUACUACAUAGUCACCCGGCUCCCUGACUCUCUCCGCGUAGUCAGGGACCACUUCCUCUCAGUUUGCCCCACCACUCUCACCGUUGACCUCCUCGAGAAGGCCCUCCUAGCAGCAGAGAAGAGCAUAGUCGCUGUAGGAGCCUCUCGUGGGGACCCUCGCACCCCCGUCUUUGAGGGGUGUUCUCUCUUCCCCCUAUUGCCCUCUGUUGCUUCUGCUGCUUUGGCCGACCUCGUUGGUUUCCAGUCGGUCGGCGCUGCGUCUGCCCCUUCGGGGAAGCGCCGCACAGGCAAGGGCAAGGGGGGCAAGGGCACUGGAGGAGCUGGCGAGGGCGGUGGAGGUGGCGGUGGAGGGGGUGGGGGUGGUGGUGGGAGUGGUGGCGGGGGUGGAAGUGUCGGUGGCGGUAGUGGAGGCGGAGGCGGCGGUGGCGGUGGGAGCGGGGUUGGCGGAGGUGGCGGCGGAGGAGGAGGCGGCGGCGGAGGAGACGGAGCUGGUCGGGGUGGCGCUGCGCAGAGGGUCGGCUCCGGUGGUGGUCAGCACCACCAGCAGCAGCAGCACCAGCGCACUCGUGACCACCCCCCCCCCUCAGCAGCUCCGUGA